Messenger RNA from Rotaria sp. Silwood2, 435 nucleotides. The record is from the annotation of a GenBank genome assembly. Lineage: Eukaryota; Metazoa; Rotifera; Eurotatoria; Philodinida; Philodinidae.
AUGAACUAUCUUUUAAGACGUGAACGACGUCGAUUAAUUGAAGAUUUAAAUGACUUACAACUUGAAGAAGAUCUUGAAGAACAAUAUGAAUAUUUUAUUUGCUGUCUGAAACAAACAGAAUAUUGUUUAGUAACAUUAACCUAUCAACGUCCGAAUACUCGACGAAAUCAUUUGGAUGAAAUAGAAAUUAUUCAACAUAAUCGAACAGUUUUCAAAGGAUGUUUAGAAUGUGGAGAUCAAUUAACAUUUAAAUCAAAACUUUAUCGACAUGAAUCAAAAGUAAAAUUAAAAUUUUAUAUAAAUGGUCUACUUGAAGAUGAAAUGAUAGCUUGUUGUCAACAUGGAUUAAUUCAUAAAAAUCCACAUAGCUAUUUAUUUCAAAUUGAAGACAUUUUUGGAUCAAAACCAUGUUUCGAGUUAAGAGUAUUCAACUAA